GACCUGGCCAGAAUGCAGAUGGAAAAGGAUGGUUCCUGGGAGGUAUAUAAGGGCUCAUCACCUCCCAGGUACCAUCACACUAAACUUACUUCACAAGCCCCUGACAACAACCAUGAUUCUGCUGUUGUUGACGACCCUCCUGCUCGGGCUCACCUGUGCUGAUCAUCCCGUCUUAUCUACUAGCUACGGCGCUCCCGGGUCAUCACAGGCAAGCUUAUCAGGAGUCAAUACUGGGGCUUCCUUCAGCGGUUCAUCAGCCGGCCAUGCAUCUGCUUCGGGAUUUACAAAUGGUCAAAUUGGCUUCACUGGCGGCUCCUCAGGGGAACGAUAUGAAAACUCUGCUGAACAUUUUUCCACGGGGAACAAUGGAAACUUUCAUGGUGGUUCCUUUUUCGGUGGUUCAAGAGUAGGUCACAGGGGCUCUAUUCCCGUGUCUGGUUCUGUCAGUAGUUCCAAUGGUAACGUAUACAGAGGCGGUUCAUCAUCUUCUUCAGGGUUUUCACAGAGUGGGUCGUCUGCAGGCCACUUCGGAUCCUCAGGGUUUUCUAAUGAAAUCCAAGGGGCGUCCUUCAGAGGACCUGCUGGCGGGGGGUACAGUGGUCUUUCUUCCAGUGGAAUAUCAAGUGACUUCUCUAUUAACGGUCAUGGAGUUUCUUCGGGUAUUUCAGGAGGAACCGCCCAAAGACCGGCAGGAGGUUCCAACAAUGGUGGUUCAUUUGGAAGUCAAAGGCCGCAAUCUGGUGUUUCACAAGGAUUCUCUACGGGCGGUCAUGGCGGAUCCCACGGAGGCUCCAGCGGUACAGCAUCCUACAGCGGUGGCUCGUCCAGAGAUCAAGGAUCACGUGGUGCAUUUUCCUCCAAUGGUGCUUCAGGAUCUUCUCAUGUAGGUUUCAGCCAGCAGUCCUCAUCAUCUGGCUCCUUCUCUUCAGGCCAUGACGCCGGGUUCUCCAGCCAAGCACCCAGAGGAGGAUCUUAUAAAGGCAACUCCUUUGGUAGUUCUUCCUCCUCAAGCUUCCAAGGUGGCGCUGUUGGGUCUGGAGUCAGUAACAACUUCGCGUCAUCUCGCCAGUCUUCUGGAAGGUAUCAAGGCAGUUCAAGCAGUGGUCUGAGUUCUUUUGGCAGUGUUGGUGGUAAUGGUGGUGGUUCUUUUGGCGGUGUUGGCGGUAUUGGCGGUGGUUCUUUUGGUGGUGUUGGCGGAAGCGGCGUCUCACAAGGUUACACCAAGCCAUCAAGAGCAGCAGCUUCUGGUUCUGGGUUUUCUUCUCCAUCCGGAUUCUCUGCCGGGACUUCUGGACACUUUGCUAGCCCCAAGGACAUUCUCAGUCUGGACAGUCAGCUGGAACAAAUGGAUAUCCUGCUGGCGGUCAAAGGGGUCCUUCUUCACGCCCUGCCCCUAGUAGUUCUUAUGGCGUUCCUGGUGGUUCUAAUGGUCAAGGUGAUACGUCAUCAAACCUUCAGAUCAUCAAGUCUCUCGGAGGCCGUGUGGACCUUCCUGGUGUUAGUGACAACUAUCACUAAAUGUUGCCAUGGUAAAGCUUUGUAUAAUUGCAUGCCUAAAGAAAAAUACUAACAUUACAUUUACGUCUUGGAAGCUUGUAGCUCCCUUGAUUUAUAUUUCAAACAAAAUUUAAUUUGAAAAGUAUAUGACUGAGUUUAGACUAACCUUUGCAUUAUAUAUAUUUCAUAUAACACACAAAAAAUGUACUUGCUGCAAGCCAGAUUACUUUUUAUAUUAGGAAAUAAAAUGCAAAAUACAA
Homarus americanus (American lobster) is the source of this 1757-nucleotide messenger RNA. RefSeq names its product keratin, type I cytoskeletal 9-like. The record is from RefSeq and is a predicted model, not a curated record. NCBI's taxonomy places the organism in Eukaryota, Metazoa, Arthropoda, Malacostraca, Decapoda, Nephropidae. Bases 29 to 1570 code for a protein of 513 amino acids. The transcript is spliced from 2 exons.